AUGGCAGAAGUAUCAGGAAAAAGAGGAGCUUUUAUUCUUAUAGAGGGCCUUGAUCAUAGUGGAAAAACGACACAAUGUGAGCUUCUUGCAGAGGAAUUGCUUAUAAAAAAAGUGCCAGUGAAAAUCCAAAAAUUCCCAAAUAGAAGCACAGAAAUUGGGAAAAUCAUUGAUUUAUACCUACGAGGAGAUUUAGAGCUUGAAGAGCAUGCGGUACAUCUUUUAUUUUCAGCAAAUCGUUGGGAAAUGAGUGAAAAAAUACGCAAUGAUCUUAAAAAUGGAAUUACGGUUAUUGUUGACCGAUAUAUUUAUUCAGGGAUUGCUUUUUCAGCGGCAAAAGGUUUAAAUAUAGAAUGGUGUGAAGAGGCAGAUAAAGGAUUACCUCUACCAGACGGAGUAAUUUACCUAGAUAUUUGUGAAGAGAAAGCGUCUUUACGACAUAAUUAUGGUGUAGAACGGAUGGAAACUGGUACGAUACAAAAAAGUGUUCGAUCAGUAUUUAGAAAUAUGUAUGAAAAGAAUAAGAAUACGAAUUGUCCAUGGUAUUGGGUGGAUGCAUCGAAUUCUAUUAUAGAAGUAAAGCUAAAUACAUGGAAUGCAGCACAAGAUAUCAUAAAUAAUUUAUCGGACGAUAUUAAAGAAUUCAGCUAA
Pneumocystis carinii B80 is the source of this 648-nucleotide messenger RNA. Its product is annotated as thymidylate kinase. The record is from RefSeq and is a predicted model, not a curated record. Gene Ontology annotation, molecular function: ATP binding; dTMP kinase activity. The coding region runs from base 1 to 648 and encodes 215 amino acids. Lineage: Eukaryota; Fungi; Ascomycota; Pneumocystomycetes; Pneumocystales; Pneumocystaceae. Gene Ontology annotation, cellular component: nucleus; cytoplasm; cytosol. Gene Ontology annotation, biological process: dTTP biosynthetic process; dTDP biosynthetic process; dUDP biosynthetic process. The transcript has 3 exons.